AUGUCACCCCCUAAGAAUUGUGCUGUGUGCGGCGACAAGGCAUUGGGAUACAAUUUCAAUGCGGUUACUUGCGAGAGCUGCAAGGCGUUCUUUAGACGCAAUGCCUUGGCCAAAAAGCAGUUCACUUGCCCAUUUAAUCAGAACUGUGAGAUUACCGUGGUCACCCGCCGCUUUUGCCAAAAGUGCCGUCUGAAAAAAUGCCUUGACAUUGGCAUGAAGAGCGAGAAUAUCAUGUCCGAGGAGGAUAAGCUCAUCAAGCGUCGCAAAAUCGAAAAUAAUCGGGCCAAACGUCGCAUGAUGGAACAUGGGGGUUCCGAUGCGGACGCAGAUGUGGAUGAUAACAAAGUGGCUGGUGCUGUGGCUGAUAGCAGCUGUAAUCUGGACAUGUAUGGCGGCUCACAAGAUUCCCACAGCUGUGGAUCACCCGACAGUGGCGCUAAUGUCAAUGGCAUGACAAUGGGACCAACAAGUUCAACCACAAGCAAACCACCGACUGAUCGAUUGACCCUCGUUAAUCCGCUGCUGAUGACAGCCGAGAAAAUUGUGGAUGAGAUUGUCGCUGAUCCAGAUCGUGCAUCCCAGGCGAUUAAUCGGGUUAUGAGAACCCAAAAGGAGGCUAUCUCGGCAAUGGAGAAAAUAAUUGGAUCACAAAAAGAUGCCUUAAAGCUAGUGUCGCAUUUGAUUGAUUACCCAGGAGACGCGCUCAAGAUUAUAAGUAAAAUCAUGAACUCGCCAUUCAACGCUUUAACAGUAUUCACAAAGUUCAUGAGCUCACCCACGGAUGGCCUUGAGAUAAUCUCCAAGAUUGUUGAUUCACCCAAGGAUGUGGUCGAGUUUAUGCAGAACCUGAUGAGAUCACCGGAGAAUGCCAUUGACAUAAUGAACAAAUUUAUGAACACACCUGCCGAGGCUCUCAAAAUGCUUAAUCGCAUCUUCAAUGGCACAAACACGACGACAGAGGGACGCAAACAGUCGCCAGUUGAAGCCAACGAGGUUGAGGAGUCCGAGGCGGGACAACAGUACGAGAAGCAGGCGCAAAAUGUUCGUGUAGAUACUGUCAUACAUUCGAUGCUAAACGGCAGUCCCUCAGGCAGCAUAAAUACCGUGGACACCUCACCUCUCAGUAGCAUAGCAAGUCCAGCGAACAGUGUUCCAAUUGACUUACACUAUCAAUCACCCAAAGCGCAUCACAAGCCGGAUGAACUGCCCAGUACAUCGGGCAACCAUCACUACAUGGCCAAUUCACCAGAUUUAGAUACGAAAUCUUUUAUGCCAUCCACCUACAAUGAUGAUCUUAGCAUCGAUGGAAGCCUCAGUAUCAAUUCAAUAGAAUCAGUGCUCUCUGAAGUCAUACGCCUGGAGUAUCAGGCUUUCAACAGCUUACAGACACCCGGCUCUCACAUAAAAAAUGAAGUUUAUCAUGCUGCUGGUGGCAUGUCCUCAUCCUACAUGAGCCACAACAGGACAUAUGGCGGCUGCAAGGCGUCCAGCGAGCAGCAACAUCUGCAACACCAACAGCCCAUUUGUGCCCCAUCGAGCAUAUUUAUAGAGCGGGACCUCAAUGAGGCGGAGCAGAUGAAACUUCGAGAGUUGCGACUGGCCAGUGAGGCUCUCUACGAUCCAGUUGACGAAGAUCUCAGUGCCUUGAUCAUGAAUGAUGAACGCAUUAAGCCUGACGAUGCACGCCAAAGUCCAAAGCUAUUGCAACUCAUCAAUCUGACUGCGGUGGCAAUUAAGCGUCUUAUUAAGAUGGCCAAGAAGAUCAGUGCAUUCCGUGACAUGUGCCAAGAGGAUCAGGUGGCAUUGCUUAAAGGCGGCUGCACCGAAAUGAUGAUAAUGCGCUCAGUUAUGAUAUAUGAUACCGAUCGAGGUGCUUGGAAGGUGCCACAAGGAACUAAAGAGAAUAUGAAGAAUAUACGCACCGAUCUACUAAAGUUUGCCAAAGGGAAUGUCUACGAAGAGCAUCAGAAAUUCAUCACCACCUUUGAUGAGAAGUGGCGAAUGGAUGAAAAUAUUAUUCUUAUAAUGUGUGCCAUUGUUUUAUUCACACCGGCGCGAUCGCGUGUCAUACACAAGGACGCUAUUAGGUUGGACCAGAAUUCUUAUUAUUAUCUUCUGCGAAGAUAUCUAGAAAGCGUAUAUCCGGGCUGUGAAGCUAAGAACGCCUUUAUUCGUUUGAUCCAAAAGAUUUCGGAUGUGGAGCGUCUGAACAAAUUCAUGAUCAAUGUAUAUCUUAAUGUGAAUCCUUCCCAGGUGGAACCGUUGCUGCGUGAAAUAUUUGAUUUGAAAAAUCACUGAAACGAUUUGGAAUUUUGCAUAAAAUGCUACAAUAAUUCUAAUCGCUGUGCUGCUAUUGUUGUUGUUGUUUCUAUAUAUAUAGUCUAUAUCAUCUACAAUUUGUUUUGUUUGUUCGCUUAUAAAGUUAGAUUUAAAUCGAAUGUGAUUGUUAGAUUUUGCCUAUAACACAUAGUUUUUAUAUUUCUACAUCAAAGAGAGUAUAUUUUAGGUACAAAAUGCAAAGCAAAAAUAUAAUUAAUUGUACACAUUUUAAUUAGUUUUCAAUAAACUAAGUUUAAAGUAAAA
Drosophila innubila is the source of this 2583-nucleotide messenger RNA. It is a transcript of the gene Hr96, whose product is annotated as nuclear hormone receptor HR96. The transcript is spliced from 5 exons. NCBI's taxonomy places the organism in Eukaryota, Metazoa, Arthropoda, Insecta, Diptera, Drosophilidae. Gene Ontology annotation, biological process: positive regulation of transcription by RNA polymerase II; cell differentiation; negative regulation of transcription by RNA polymerase II. The record is from RefSeq and is a predicted model, not a curated record. The coding region runs from base 1 to 2298 and encodes 765 amino acids. Gene Ontology annotation, molecular function: nuclear receptor activity; zinc ion binding; RNA polymerase II cis-regulatory region sequence-specific DNA binding.